Molecule: messenger RNA, 8903 nt
Organism: Coturnix japonica (Japanese quail)
Lineage: Eukaryota; Metazoa; Chordata; Aves; Galliformes; Phasianidae
Source: RefSeq, a predicted model, not a curated record
GCCGCCGUCUGCUCCGGCGGUUGGGCCGCUGCCCCCGCUUCGCCUUUUCUCUCGCCUCCCCGCGGCGCUGAGGAAGGGUCGGCUCUGGCGAAGGGGCUCCGGGAAGCCGAGGUGAAAGCUGCAGGAGCCUGGGGCUGCUGAAGAGAGGGAUUCAUCCUAUUCAACUUUAUCUGACUUGAACAAUUAAAGGAUAUUUUUGGUAGUUUUAAAUUUAAGCAGAGGCAGCUUUUUUUUUUUUUUUUUUUUUUCCCUUUUGAGUUGUUUUUUUUUUUUUUUUUUUUUUUCUGGAUUUUGCUUUUUUCUUUUCUUUUUGGGAAGCCAUGGCAGAUGUGGACCCAGACACGCUGCUGGAAUGGCUGCAGAUGGGGCAGGGGGAUGAAAGGGAUAUGCAGCUGAUAGCACUGGAACAGCUCUGCAUGCUACUUCUGAUGUCAGACAACGUGGAUCGCUGUUUUGAAACAUGUCCUCCUCGAACUUUUUUACCAGCACUGUGCAAAAUUUUUCUUGAUGAAAGUGCACCAGACAAUGUAUUAGAAGUAACAGCUCGUGCCAUCACCUACUAUCUGGAUGUAUCAGCAGAAUGCACUCGUAGGAUUGUCGGAGUCGAUGGAGCUAUCAAGGCACUUUGUAAUCGUUUAGUAGUUGUUGAGCUUAACAACAGAACCAGCAGAGAUUUGGCUGAGCAGUGUGUGAAGGUGUUAGAAUUAAUCUGUACCCGUGAGUCAGGGGCUGUGUUUGAAGCUGGAGGAUUGAAUUGCGUCCUGACAUUUAUUCGUGACAGCGGACACCUUGUUCAUAAAGAUACUUUACAUUCUGCUAUGGCUGUAGUAUCCAGGCUGUGUGGCAAAAUGGAACCUCAGGAUUCUUCAUUGGAGAUCUGUGUGGAAUCACUGUCUAGUUUGUUAAAACAUGAAGACCAUCAGGUUUCUGAUGGAGCUCUGCGAUGCUUUGCUUCAUUAGCUGACAGAUUCACACGUCGUGGAGUUGACCCGGCUCCGUUAGCUAAGCAUGGAUUAACUGAGGAGUUGUUAUCUCGCAUGGCAGCUGCUGGUGGGACAGCAUCAGGACCAUCUUCAGCUUGCAAACCUGGCCGAACUAGCACUGGAGCACCAACUACAGCUGCAGACUCUAAAUUAAGUAAUCAGGUGUCAACUAUUGUAAGCCUGUUGUCAACCCUGUGUAGAGGCUCUCCAGUAGUAACACAUACUUUUAAUUAUUUCCAGGAUCUCCUAAGAUCUGAACUUCCAGAUUCUAUAGAAAGUGCGUUGCAGGGUGAUGAGAGAUGUGUACUGGAUACCAUGCGGUUAGUAGAUCUUCUUUUGGUGCUACUGUUCGAAGGGAGAAAAGCCCUGCCAAAAUCCAGUGCUGGAUCUACAGGCAGAAUUCCAGGAUUGCGAAGACUGGAUAGUUCUGGUGAACGUUCUCAUCGGCAGCUGAUAGACUGCAUCCGCAGUAAGGAUACCGAUGCAUUAAUAGAUGCUAUUGACACGGGAGCUUUUGAAGUAAAUUUUAUGGAUGACGUAGGACAAACUCUUUUAAACUGGGCCUCAGCUUUUGGAACUCAGGAAAUGGUAGAAUUUCUCUGUGAAAGGGGUGCUGAUGUUAACAGAGGGCAGAGGUCAUCCUCAUUACAUUACGCAGCAUGUUUUGGAAGACCUCAGGUAGCAAAGACUCUCUUGCGACAUGGUGCAAACCCUGAUUUAAGAGAUGAAGAUGGGAAAACUCCUUUAGACAAAGCUCGUGAAAGGGGUCACAGUGAAGUAGUAGCUAUUCUCCAAUCUCCAGGAGAUUGGAUGUGUCCUGUUAACAAAGGUGAUGAGAAGAAAAAGAAAGAUGCAAACAAGGAUGAGGAAGAAUGUAAUGAACCCAAAGGAGAUCCAGAAAUGGCACCUAUAUACUUGAAAAGAUUAUUGCCUGUAUUUGCACAAACAUUUCAACAAACUAUGUUGCCUUCAAUAAGGAAAGCAAGUCUUGCUCUCAUUAGGAAAAUGAUACAUUUUUGUUCUGAGGCGCUGCUGAAGGAGGUUUGUGACUCUGAUGCUGGCCACAAUCUGCCCACAAUACUGGUUGAGAUAACAGCUACAGUUCUUGAUCAAGAGGAUGAUGAUGAUGGCCAUUUGCUAGCCUUGCAAAUCAUAAGGGAUUUGGUGGAUAAAGGUGGUGAUCUUUUUCUAGACCAACUGGCUAGACUUGGUGUAAUCAGUAAAGUGUCAACUCUGGCAGGACCUUCAUCUGAUGAUGAGAAUGAAGAGGAGUCUAAACCUGAGAAAGAGGAUGAACCACAGGAGGAUGCUAAAGAGUUGCAGCAGGGUAAACCAUAUCACUGGAGAGACUGGUCAAUCAUUAGGGGAAGGGACUGCCUGUACAUAUGGAGUGAUGCUGCAGCUCUGGAACUCUCUAAUGGUAGUAAUGGAUGGUUCAGAUUUAUCUUGGAUGGGAAACUGGCCACAAUGUAUUCCAGUGGAAGCCCUGAGGGAGGAUCUGAUAGUUCAGGAAUUGGAUUACUAAAUAGUAAAGGAUGUAAACAGGUGGAAGGUGAAAGUAGGAGUGAAUUCCUUGAGAAGCUGCAAAGAGCUCGAAGCCAAGUAAAGCCAUCUACUACAAGUCAGCCAAUUUUAUCAGCACCUGGGCCGACUAAACUUACUGUUGGAAAUUGGUCACUUACCUGUUUAAAAGAAGGAGAAAUUGCUAUCCACAAUUCAGACGGUCAGCAAGCUACAAUACUGAAAGAAGAUCUGCCAGGCUUUGUGUUUGAAUCUAACAGAGGAACAAAGCAUUCAUUUACAGCUGAAACCUCUCUGGGAUCAGAAUUUGUGACUGGUUGGACUGGCAAAAGAGGAAGAAAGCUAAAAUCUAAGCUGGAGAAGACAAAGCAGAAGGUACGUACUAUGGCAAGAGAUUUGUAUGACGAUCAUUUUAAAGCUGUUGAAAGCAUGCCUCGAGGAGUAGUUGUAACACUGAGGAACAUAGCAACACAGUUAGAGUCUGCAUGGGAACUUCAUACAAACAGACAGUGUAUCGAGGGAGAAAACACUUGGAGAGAUUUAAUGAAGACUGCUUUGGAAAACUUAAUUGUUCUUUUGAAGGAUGAGAAUACCAUUUCUCCAUAUGAAAUGUGUAGUAGUGGAUUGGUUCAAUCAUUGCUUACAGUUUUAAAUAAUAAUGUUGAUUUAGAUAUGAAACAAGACUGUAGUCAACUAGUAGAAAGAAUAAAUGUAUUCAAAACAGCAUUCAGUGAAAAUGAAGAUGAUGAGAGUCGACCAGCAGUUGCAUUAAUUCGGAAAUUAAUAGCAGUGUUAGAAUCUAUUGAACGUCUACCUCUUCACUUGUAUGACACACCAGGAUCUACUUAUAAUCUUCAGAUAUUGACGAGACGUUUGAGGUUUCGUUUGGAACGUGCUUCAGGGGAAACAUCCUUAAUAGAUCGAACUGGCAGAAUGCUAAAGAUGGAGCCACUGGCAACUGUUGAAUCUCUAGAACAGUAUCUUCUGAAAAUGGUUGCAAAGCAGUGGUAUGACUUUGAUAGGGCUUCAUUUGUUUUUGUACGAAAACUACGUGAAGGCCAAACAUUUGUAUUCAGGCAUCAACACGAUUUCGAUGAAAAUGGAAUUAUUUACUGGAUUGGAACAAAUGCGAAAACUGCAUAUGAGUGGGUAAAUCCAGCAGCCUAUGGGUUAGUAGUGGUUACAUCCUCAGAAGGAAGAAAUCUGCCUUAUGGCCGUUUAGAAGACAUCCUAAGCCGUGACAGUUCAGCUCUCAAUUGUCAUACUAAUGAUGAUAAGAAUGCUUGGUUUGCCAUAGAUCUUGGCCUUUGGGUUAUACCAUCAGCUUACACAUUACGCCAUGCUCGAGGUUAUGGACGAUCUGCUCUCAGAAAUUGGGUUUUCCAGGUAUCUAAGGAUGGACAGAACUGGACUACUUUGUAUACUCAUGUCGAUGACUGUAGUCUCAAUGAACCAGGGUCUACAGCAACAUGGCCUUUAGAUCCUCCAAAGGAUGAGAAACAAGGUUGGAGGCAUGUUAGAAUAAAACAAAUGGGAAAGAAUGCCAGUGGGCAAACACACUACCUCUCCCUGUCUGGAUUUGAACUUUAUGGCACUGUGAAUGGAGUAUGUGAAGACCAGUUGGGAAAAGCUGCUAAAGAAGCAGAAGCAAAUCUGCGAAGGCAGCGACGUCUGGUCCGCUCUCAAGUUUUGAAAUACAUGGUUCCAGGAGCUAGGGUAAUCAGAGGAAUUGAUUGGAAGUGGAGAGAUCAGGAUGGAAGCCCACAGGGUGAAGGCACUGUUACAGGAGAAUUGCACAAUGGCUGGAUUGAUGUCACCUGGGAUGCUGGUGGCUCUAACUCUUACCGUAUGGGCGCAGAAGGAAAGUUUGACCUCAAGCUUGCACCAGGGUACGACCCUGAUUCAGCGGCAUCACCCAAACCUGUUUCAUCCACUGUUUCAGGCACAACGCAGUCAUGGAGCAGCUUGGUGAAAAACAACUGUCCAGACAAGACGACUGCUGCUGCAGGCUCCUCAAGUAGAAAAGGAAGCAGCAGUUCUGUGUGUAGCGUGGCCAGUAGCAGCGACAUCAGCUUGGGUUCGACCAAAAUGGAGCGGAGAUCAGAAAGUGUAAUGGAGCAAAAUAUAGUUUCAGGCACUGACGUCCAUGAACCAAUUGUUGUUCUGUCUUCCGCUGAUAAUGUACCUCAGGCUGAAGUAGGGUCAUCUUCCAGUGCAAGCACCAGCACCUUAACAGCGGACAUGGGAAAUGAAAAUGCAGAAAGGAAGUUAGGUCCUGAUAAUUCGAUACGUACUCCUGGGGAGUCCAGUGCUAUCUCCAUGGGAAUUGUUAGUGUAAGCUCUCCUGAUGUUAGUUCAGUUUCCGAACUGACUAAUAAAGAAGCAGCAUCCCAACGACCUCUAAGCUCUUCAGCAAGUAACAGACUUUCAGUUAGCUCUUUGUUGGCUGCCGGGGCACCAAUGAGCUCCAGUGCAAGUGUUCCUAACUUAUCAUCUCGAGAAACUUCAAGCCUGGAGUCUUUUGUAAGAAGAGUGGCAAACAUAGCACGUACCAAUGCCACAAACAACAUGAAUUUAAGCCGAAGCAGCAGUGAUAACAAUACUAAUACUCUGGGAAGAAACGUCAUGAGUACCGCAACGUCUCCUCUUAUGGGUGCACAAAGUUUUCCUAAUCUGACUACAACUGGUACCACAUCAACAGUGACCAUGUCUACAUCCAGUGUUACUAGCAGCAGCAAUGUAGCUACAGCAACUACAGUUUUAUCUGUUGGUCAGUCGCUUAGUAAUACUCUAACUACUAGCCUAACAUCAACAUCUAGUGAGAGCGAUACAGGGCAGGAAGCAGAAUAUUCUUUAUAUGAUUUUCUGGAUAGCUGUCGAGCUAGUACUCUGUUGGCAGAGUUAGAUGAUGAUGAGGAUCUACCUGAACCAGAUGAAGAAGAUGAUGAAAAUGAAGAUGAUAACCAAGAAGAUCAAGAAUAUGAGGAAGUUAUGGAAGAAGAGGAGUAUGAGACCAAAGGAGGUCGUAGAAGAACAUGGGAUGAUGAUUAUGUAUUGAAACGACAAUUUUCUGCUCUGGUUCCUGCUUUUGACCCAAGACCUGGUCGAACAAAUGUUCAGCAAACAACUGAUUUAGAAAUCCCUCCACCGGGUACACCUCAUUCAGAACUCUUGGAAGAGGUUGAGUGCAUGCCUUCACCACGCUUAGCACUUACAUUGAAAGUUUCUGGUCUUGGAACAACUCGAGAAGUAGAACUGCCCCUAACAAAUUUUCGAUCCACAAUAUUUUACUACGUACAGAAAUUGUUACAGCUUUCCUGUAAUGGCAAUGUGAAAUCUGACAAACUUAGACGUAUUUGGGAGCCAACAUAUACAAUCAUGUACAGAGAAAUGAAGGAUUCUGAUAAAGAAAAAGAAAGUGGAAAAAUGGGUUGCUGGUCAGUAGAGCAUGUGGAGCAGUACCUUGGCACUGAUGAAUUACCAAAGAAUGACUUGAUAACCUACCUGCAGAAGAAUGCAGAUUCAGCUUUCCUGCGCCACUGGAAAUUAACCGGCACUAAUAAAAGUAUUAGGAAAAACAGAAAUUGUUCCCAGCUCAUAGCUGCGUACAAGGAUUUUUGUGAACAUGGAUCAAAAUCUGGAUUAAGCCAGGGGGCCAUUUCUACUCUUCAGAAUUCUGAUAUCCUUAGUUUGGCAAAAGAGCAACCUCAAGCCAAAGCUGGCAGUGGGCAGAACUCCUGUGGAGUAGAAGAUGUUUUGCAGUUACUUCGCAUUUUGUAUAUAGUUGCUAGUGACCCUUACACAGCACGAACUUCUCAAGAAGAAGGAGAUGAGCAUCCUCAGUUUAACUUUCCUCCAGAUGAAUUCACAAGCAAAAAAAUUACUACAAAAAUUCUGCAGCAGAUUGAGGAACCCUUGGCACUAGCAAGUGGAGCUUUGCCAGACUGGUGUGAGCAGCUAACAAGCAAGUGUCCUUUCUUAAUUCCAUUUGAAACUAGGCAAUUAUACUUCACCUGCACAGCAUUUGGAGCAUCAAGAGCAAUUGUGUGGUUACAAAACAGACGUGAAGCCACUGUUGAAAGAACAAGAACCACAAGCACAGUGCGACGUGAUGAUCCGGGAGAAUUCAGAGUGGGACGCCUGAAGCAUGAAAGGGUGAAAGUUCCGCGAGGUGAAUCCCUGAUGGAAUGGGCAGAAAAUGUCAUGCAGAUUCAUGCAGACAGAAAAUCUGUUCUAGAGGUUGAGUUUUUAGGGGAGGAAGGAACAGGCCUGGGUCCUACCUUGGAAUUUUAUGCAUUGGUAGCAGCAGAAUUUCAGAGGACGGAUUUGGGAGCUUGGCUUUGUGAUGACGAUUUUCCAGAUGAUGAGUCUCGUCAGGUUGAUAUUGGUGGUGGAUUAAAACCCCCUGGUUACUAUGUGCAGCGAUCAUGUGGACUCUUCACAGCACCAUUCCCACAAGACAGUGAUGAACUUGAUAGGAUAACCAAGCUCUUUCAUUUCCUUGGAAUUUUCUUGGCUAAAUGCAUUCAAGACAAUAGACUUGUGGAUCUACCCAUUUCUAAGCCUUUUUUUAAACUCAUGUGUAUGGGAGACAUUAAAAGCAAUAUGAGUAAGUUGAUAUAUGAAUCACGGAGUGACAGGGACUUGCACUGUACUGAAAGUCAGUCGGAGGCUUCUACAGAAGAAGGACAUGAUUCAUUGUCAGUAGGAAGUCUGGAAGAAGACUCCAAAUCAGAGUUUAUUCUUGAUCCACCAAAACCUAAACCUCCUGCCUGGUUUAAUGGAAUUCUAACGUGGGAAGACUUUGAAUUGAUAAAUCCACAUAGAGCAAGGUUUCUAAAAGAAAUUAAGGACCUUGCUGUUAAAAGGCGUCAAAUUUUAAGCAACAAAAGUCUGUCAGAAGAUGAAAAAAAUACAAAACUACAGGAAUUAAUGCUGAAGAAUCCAUCAGGUUCUGGGCCACCACUUAGCAUAGAGGAUUUGGGUUUAAAUUUUCAGUUUUGCCCUUCAUCCAAAGUGUACGGAUUUACAGCUGUAGAUCUCAAACCAGGUGGUGAAGAUGAGACUGUAACAAUGGAUAAUGCAGAGGAGUAUGUGGAUCUCAUGUUUGACUUCUGCAUGCAUACUGGUAUACAGAAGCAGAUGGAGGCAUUCAGAGAUGGCUUCAAUAGAGUCUUCCCAAUGGAGAAGCUGAGUUCUUUCAGCCACGAAGAAGUCCAGAUGAUUCUUUGUGGAAAUCAGUCACCUUCCUGGGCAGCAGAGGAUAUCAUUAAUUAUACAGAACCUAAACUGGGAUAUACACGGGACAGCCCUGGAUUCCUUCGAUUUGUGAGAGUUCUAUGUGGGAUGUCUUCAGAUGAAAGAAAGGCUUUCCUCCAGUUCACCACUGGUUGCUCAACACUCCCACCAGGAGGACUGGCAAACCUACAUCCCCGGCUGACUGUUGUACGCAAGGUUGAUGCUACAGAUGCCAGUUACCCGUCUGUGAAUACGUGUGUGCAUUACCUGAAGUUGCCUGAGUAUUCUUCUGAGGAGAUUAUGAGAGAGCGUCUGCUAGCUGCUACAAUGGAAAAAGGCUUCCAUCUCAACUGAGUUGUUGACUGCGAUGUUGGACAUGAGAAAGUGUUUUUUGAUACUAGCAAAGCCUCUUGUGUUUGUGUGCAGAAAAAUAUGAUCUCCACGCUGUGCUCUGACGAGACUUGCCUUUUUUCACUCGUGAGGAACUUGUGGAAUAAGUUUGUUAGCUGCUAAUGACAGAAUAAAUCCUUAUAACUACACAGCCAGCAAGAAAUUGGCACAGAACACUGUGUGAUGCUUCAAGGGCUUGCACAACUGGAAAUUAAGGUGGUUCUGUUUGACUGUUCCAAAGAACAGAUCAUCAGAUUUUCAGUGUUCACUGAUACAAAUUUCUAACAGUGUAUUUGUGUAAAGUUUGUCAUUUAAUACCUUGUACACUACAGUUGCCAUCACCGAUCCCUGUUUUGCUGGCUUUAAGCUAACCGGUCAGAAACUUGCUUCCUUAAAACUUAGAGUUAAUGGGCAUCUCCAGCUUUUUCUUUUUUAAUGGUGCCUGCACUAUUGGAGUAUUUUAGUGGGUUUUUGCAUAUAAUCAUGCACAACCUUUUGUUUUCUUUCAAGUGGGAAUAUAUUUUGAUUUCUCAAAUGCCCUGCUAUGAAGAUCAAAUCCGUAAGUGUAUUUGUGCAGUUCAACAAUAAAGCUAUUAAAAAGAACACACACUGGUUCCUAGUGCAAGGCACACUUAAAGCAAGUUUUACUUUUGGUUGUAUUUUCUUUGUAUAUUAUAAACAUUUAUUUAACUUGUUGCAGUUUGAAGUUUAAAAACAACAAAACACCCAAUGUGUAAGCUCAACAGUAAUCAUUAAAAUGUUUGCAACAUA